Penicillium atrosanguineum is the source of this 552-nucleotide messenger RNA. Its product is annotated as anthrone oxygenase family protein. NCBI's taxonomy places the organism in Eukaryota, Fungi, Ascomycota, Eurotiomycetes, Eurotiales, Aspergillaceae. The record is from RefSeq and is a predicted model, not a curated record. The coding region runs from base 1 to 552 and encodes 183 amino acids. The transcript is spliced from 2 exons.
AUGCCUCACGCUCUCUAUCAGCCCCUCCUUGUGGCAAGUGCCACUAUCGCCUCAGUGUUGACAGGCUGUCAGCUAAGUCUCUCGUACGUCUCAGUGGCCGCUAUCCUGAGCGCCCCCGACGCCCCCGAGUACACAGCCUUGACUAUGUGGAAAACAACCUUCAACAGAGGCUUCUACCUUUGUCCUCUACAGGCCAUGUUGUGUAGUGCCAUAUUUGCUGUUAAUUCUAUCGUGACACUCGUCUAUGGCGAUGCUUCCAUGCCUGGUCACAAGGGGUUCCUCCCUCUCCUGAUCGGUGGCAUUAUUUCUAUUUCGUUGGUGCCAUACACACUGGUGACGAUCGUGCCCUUGGAAGAGACACUACUUGAAAGACAUGGGUCACUGUCUCGGGAACUCAACCAGGGAGCGAAGAAUGAUAAGGUUCACGGCGAUACAGCGGGUGUUGCGGCAGCGAUUCAGACUCGUGCGAUUAUGAGAAAGUGGAUUUCGCUGAACUAUGUUCGAACUUUGAUUCCCGCCUUAACUGUAGUCUGGGCCUGGACCAUGUGUUGA